Ixodes scapularis (black-legged tick) is the source of this 1608-nucleotide messenger RNA. Its product is annotated as nose resistant to fluoxetine protein 6. The record is from RefSeq and is a predicted model, not a curated record. NCBI's taxonomy places the organism in Eukaryota, Metazoa, Arthropoda, Arachnida, Ixodida, Ixodidae. Gene Ontology annotation, molecular function: acyltransferase activity, transferring groups other than amino-acyl groups. The transcript is spliced from 9 exons. The coding region runs from base 1 to 1608 and encodes 535 amino acids.
AUGCAUAGUCUGCAAUUUGACGAACUGAGCAUCAGAGGCAUAUUUUCUAUCUGGAUAUUUUUCCUGCUAUGUGGAACCGGCUACGACCUAUACAAGUUGUUCCGAGCCAAGGCAGAGUCCCGGUUUUCCACCAAACCUCAAAAACCAGGCCUCCUGUCCAAGGUGCUCAUGGGCUUCUCGCUUCGCCGUGCCGCUCUCAAGCUGACCAGCGUGCCAAACUGGGGCGACUACAGCAAUGAUCUGGGCUUCGUGCACGGCAUGCGUGUCUUUUCGGCCACCUGGGUCAUUCAGGGCCACCAUUACGUCCUCAGAGAUAUCCAUCACAGCUCCGACAUGCUGUUGUUCCUGAGACGAAUCCAGAGCUUCCUCUUCAGCAUGCAAAUAAAUGCGUUCAUGGCAGUCGGGAGUUUCUUCAUUAUAACAUUGAUCCCGUCCAUGCUGGCCAUUCUGGGCGUCGUAUACCUGUUUCCCCUCCUGAUGUCCGGGCCCUAUCUCAAGGACAACAAAGUGCUCGAGACUGCACCGUGCGACGCGAACUGGUGGCGGAUCCUGACCAUGACUCAGAACCAGGUGCACAGCCAGAGGGACAUAUGCAUGCCCCACUACUGGUACGUCUCCGUGGACUUCCAGCUGGCGAUAUUCAGCUCCAUUAUUCUCAUCAUGAUCAUGCCGAGGUGGCCGAAAUUGGGUCUCGGCGUCAUGGGCGCUAUUGUCGUCGCCACUUCCAUCGCUACAGCGGCGGUGACCUACGCCCACAACUUCUUGCCGCUUCCACUGAUCCUGACGUCAAGACUCAAGGCCAUACUCGACACGAACCUGGAUGUUUACAUGAAGACCUACCCUCAAGCGCCGUCGGUCUUCACGGGCAUCAUUUUCGGCUACCUGGCCGCCCAGCCGCGGAAGCUGCCCCGCAAGGUGCAGGCGAUCUGCUGGACGCUGGCUGCCCUGUUCGCCUGCUCGGCGCUCUUCGGUGUCCACACCUGGCACAGGGGCCGGGCUCCCGAGCGGCUCGAGUCGGCCUUCUACGCGGGCUUCCACCGCCUCUCGUGGGCCGUCGGCGUCUCCUGGGUCAUGUACGCCUGCGCGACCGGUCGCGGAGGCCCCGUGAACAAGCUGCUCUCCUGGCCUCUGUUCUACCCGCUGAGUCGCCUGUCGCUCGCCGUCUACAUCGUGCACGUUCUGCUGUUCACCGCCAACGCCAUCGUGUCCAGGGAACGCAAGUCUUACAUGCCGUUUCUCUGCGUCGAGUGCCCCGUCGCGGCGCUGGACAACCUGAUGUUUGGUGGUGUGAAGGCCAAACAAGAUGGCGACAAGGACGUGGCGAAGCAGAACGAGAUCCAGGAGCUGAAAAGCGUACACGCGACGAAUGGUGUCCUUGGCCACAUCGGUAGCUCAGCUUUGAGCAACGGACACUCCAACGGACACUCCGUCGGACACUCCAACGGACACUCCAACGGAUAUGUGAAAUAUGAAGAUCCCAUAUACGACCCACCGGAAAGGGACAAUACUGUGGCCAACCGAAAAGCAGACGAGGGCAGAAGUGCCCUGGACUCGGCCCAUCAAAGAGACGCUGGCGAGAGCGAUUCGGCUGUGACAGUCAAAUUUUGA